AUGGCGGCGAAUUUCUGGCAAAGUAGUCAUGCGUAAGUGAUUUCUGAUAGAAAAAUUGAUCGAAUAGAGUGAAUCGAUAUUUUCAGAGAGCAAUGGAUUUUCGACAAAACUGAACUUAUGCGAAGUCGAUCAGAAGAUUAUAAGUUGUUUACGGAGGAAGAAUACGCGAAAUUUCAUAUAUUUUGGGCGAAUUGUAUGUUUUUUAAUUGCAAAAAUCAUGAAUUUUUGACGUGAAAUUAUUAGGGGAACUCCAUUUUUCUCUUACUAACAAAUAUCAAUGUUUUGCAGUUAUGACAUCAGUGGCGACUGAAGGAGUCCAUGUUCCUGCGAAUAAUUCGCGAAUUCGCCAACAAGUUAUUGCAACUGCCGUCACAUAUUUCAAGCGAUUUUAUUGUCGGCGAAGUUUCAAAGAUAUGAAUCCGUUUUUGGUGUCUUGUACCAGUUUAUUUUUGGCGUGUAAAGUUGAAGAGCACACACCAUUGAGUGUUUCGAGUUUUUUGAAAAAUACUGCACAGAUUCGUGAGUUCUUUUGGGUGGAAAAAUUCAAUUUCAAAUAGAAAUCUUGCCCGAAUUUUCGAGUAUGUAUUUUUUCUUACAGUUCCCAAAAAAUGGGGAGUUCCAUUCGAUUCUUCCCUCUCAAAAAAUGGCAAUGUUUAUGACGCGGAAUUUGUUUUGGUCGAAAUAUUGGAUUGUUGUUUAAUAGUUUAUCAUCCAAAUCGUCCACUCAAUCAAUUUCUAACAGAUAUCAAUAAAAAUGUACAAUUAAGAGAAUUCGAUCAAAUUGAAGCACAAUGUCAUAAAGUUGUAAAUGAUACAUUGAGAUGUGAUGUUGGAUUAUUGUUUCCACCACAUAUUAUUGCUAUUGGUGAGUUAUUUUGGAAGUCAGGGAAUUUGUGGAGGAAAACAGCGAAAAAAUAUCGAAAAAAUGCAGUUUCAUAAUUGUUUUUUUUUGAUAAUUUUGAAUUUUUAGAGCAAAUUUUUACGGAAAGAUUGAGAAAACAAUUUCAAAACUAGAAAAUUCUUACUCAAUUUUCCAAGCCCAGAAAAUUUUCCCUAAAUAAUAUACGUUUCAAAAUGUUUUGAUAAUUUUUUGCAAUCCGUGAGUUUCGCUGUGACACUUCACGUAUUCCAAUAAAAAUUAUAGUUGAUGUUUUUAAAUGCCGAAAAAUCACCCAAAUAUUUCACAAUUUUUCAAGUGAAAUCAAAAAUAUUUAUAUCCAAAAAUUUAACUGUUUCAAAAUAAAUGUAUUCAUUCUUGUAAAUUUUUAGAUUUUACACGAAUAUUGUUAGGAAAAUCCACUGUUUCAAAAUGUUUUUAUCGGUUUAAAAAUUUUUUGAAAAAAUGUAUCACUGUUUCAAUUUGAAAAAUUUAGAAAACAUAACUAAAAAUAUCACUGUUUCAAUAAUAUUUUGAAAUUAAAAAUGUCUCAAUCAAAUUAAUAAUGUUUGCAGCAUCGCUUGUUGUUGGAACCGAAUUAAUGGGCCGCGGUGAUGAAAUCCAACAAUGGCUCUCUGAAUUAUCAGUGGAUAUCGACAAAGUUGUUGAUUGUGUAGAUCAAAUCUAUAAAAUGUACAAAUUAUGGCGCGAUUUUGAUGAAAAAGAACAGGUGAAAGUUUUGUUGGCCAAAUUACCAAAAAUUAAUAUGAUGCCCAAUUAUUGA
This is a messenger RNA of Caenorhabditis angaria, 1661 nucleotides long. NCBI's taxonomy places the organism in Eukaryota, Metazoa, Nematoda, Chromadorea, Rhabditida, Rhabditidae. The record is from the annotation of a GenBank genome assembly.